CCCACCAACAUGUUAUAACCAGUCUGGGUGACUCGCGUUCUCCCCUCUGAGUCACAGGAGUCAUCAGUCGUUCUGUGAGUUUUAUUGAGGGUAACUCUCUCUUUCUUACUUUUUCAGUGCAUUUUGUUUUCUUUUAUUCGGCCUGUAUGCUGCGAUAAUUGUGUCUGUAUCAAUUUCAAAAUUAGUGAAAUGAACAAACGCUGUUAAUUACGUGAAUCUGUGUGGAGAAGAUUAAACAUUGGAUUGGGAGUGAUCUAAAAAAGAAGAUCAACUUAAGAAGUAAGAACUCGUCAAUUUGGGUCUCAGCAUAAUCUAGUCUACCCUGGAGUUGGUCAAUAAUGAGGGACAUGGCGGGUAAAAUUGCUGAAUUAAAGUUUGAGGCUCCUCUUGCACGAUUCGAGGAAGAAGAAACUGCUAGUUUAAAAAAUAUGAACUUAUUAACAGAGCACUUGUUAGAAGCAAAUUUAGAGGUGAAUUUUGGAGAAAACCGCAAUGAUAAUGAUCCCCAAAUACAUGAGAAUGGCACAGAUAUUUUGCAAGAAGGAACAUUCAGUCCUUUUAGUGGAAGCUUGGAAGAUCUGGUCAAUACGUUUGAUGAGAAAAUAACAUCUUGCUUUCGAGAUUAUGCGACAGAUGUAGAAACUCUUGCUCCAGUCCAAGUAAGGACUCAAGAAGAGAUAAUGAAUGAGUGCCAAAUGUGGUGGACAAUCACGGGAACAUUUGGAAGCAUUCUACCAAUAGACUGGAGUAAAUCUUACGCAAGAAAAAUGCAUAUGCCUGCAUUGAAUCUCAAUGAAGCUCCAGUAGCAUCAAUGGAAAAGCCUGAAUUAGAAGACCUAAGUAGUGAAGAUGAAGCAGUGGCUACUGAUUUAGAUAUGCAUGCAUUAAUAUUAUCUAGCAGCACAGAUGCCACUCAUAGUCCUGAAGAGCCUCUAAAAACUGCGGAAGAAGUUUUACGUGAAAUAGAUGAUAUUAUGGAGGAAGAAAGUCCUUCAUUAGAAAGAUCUCCAGACACAGAUGGAUCUAUGCUGGAUACUGAUGAAGUUUUAGAACGAAGCCGAGAAGUUCUAGGAUCUCCGCUUUACGAGAAAAGUAAGUUGAAACAGUUAUCAUCAAGUGAACUAAUCGGACUUCUGGGAGAAAUGGAAGCUCUUGUAGCAGCUCUUAGUGAAACUUUAAUUGCUGAAUUGGCAUUGAGAGAUGAAUUAGAAUUUGAGAAAGAAUUAAAGAAUCAAUUUAUUUCAUUACUUCUCGCUGUUCAAAAUCGUAGAAGGCAACAUCAUGUUACGAAAAAACGUGGAAAUGGAACCAGUCCAUUACCCCAACACAGAACACUACAAGAAUCGAAAUAUCUUACUACUGUUAUUCCUUAUCAUACAGAUAACGGGCCACCAAACAACCAAGCACUGCAAGUAUUAAUCAAAAUUUUAAAAGCAAUUAAUGAAGACAGCCCAACCGUACCAACAUUAUUAACUGAUUACAUUUUAAAAGUUUUAUGCCCCACCUAGUGAAAUAAUGGGUUGGUUUAACGAAACGACUGGUAAAUUUAUUAUAAAUAUUGACACGGAUUGUCCCUAAACUUCUUGCCAACUUGCUUGCAGUCAUCGUUGUAUACAAUUUAUUUAGUUAUUGAAAUGAUAUAUCUAUUUGUUAAAUAGCUAUUGCUUAUUUUCUAUUUUUUGAAAAUCAAUUUCGUGGAUGAAUUGACCAUUUUUUAUUAAUUGCUAAGCAAUUAUCGAGUGGUACAAUCUUCUUUUUUUCUGUUCUAGUCUUUUAUUUACGCUUUAAAUAUAUCAUGAUACGUACAUGAACAUAUGUAUUCAAAUUAAUUGCAAUGAUUUUGACUACAACUUUAUAAUUUUUAUAUUUAGAUAAAUAUCAAUUAUCGAUCGACGAUUACUUAGAUUAUAUUUAAUAAUAUAAUAGAAAAUACAAUAUUUAAAUAUCAAGUGAAGAGUGAGAAAAAUUAUAAGAUACGCACUGACUAUCUUGCACGGAUUGAAAAUUCAAUGAUUAUAAACUAUUAUUAUAUCAACAGACGUCAUGGAUUGAUUUACAUUCAUUUAAAAUUACUUAUGAGAUUAUUAUUAUAAUAAUUACUUUAUUAUUUCAACUAAUUUUUAUUCAUUUUUUGAGUAUCUGUACAUAUGAAUGAUAAUAUUUUUUACUUACUUUUUACGCUUCAUAAUAAUUAUAAAUUGACUUUAAUGUGAAUAAAGUGUAGAGAAUAAUGUUAUUCGAAAUAUCACUGUAGGGAGAAGAACCAUAUAGUUCAGUGUAUUUGAUGUAUAAAAUAAAUCAUUGUUAAAAUCACUAA
Messenger RNA from Chelonus insularis, 2317 nucleotides. RefSeq names its product fasciculation and elongation protein Unc-76 (gene Unc-76). NCBI's taxonomy places the organism in Eukaryota, Metazoa, Arthropoda, Insecta, Hymenoptera, Braconidae. Bases 339 to 1508 code for a protein of 389 amino acids. Gene Ontology annotation, cellular component: cytoplasm; axon. The record is from RefSeq and is a predicted model, not a curated record. The transcript has 8 exons.